Folsomia candida is the source of this 1946-nucleotide messenger RNA. Its product is annotated as UPF0187 protein sll1024. The record is from RefSeq and is a predicted model, not a curated record. Gene Ontology annotation, molecular function: chloride channel activity. The transcript is spliced from 3 exons. Bases 635 to 1765 code for a protein of 376 amino acids. NCBI's taxonomy places the organism in Eukaryota, Metazoa, Arthropoda, Collembola, Entomobryomorpha, Isotomidae.
UUAUACUGCAGACUUGUGCUAGCCUGACAGCCCGGCUAGCACAUGAAACCGAUAUGUACAAUAAUGUACAUACGUAUGUAUGUAUGUACUAAAACGUGCUGGAUAUUGACAUCUCUUGCCCUUCAUUCCGUGUUAUUCGUGGAUCCAGUUUGCGUUUUAUUAUAACAUGGUUUCAUUUAAUUUCGUAAUAUGCAUUACAUUUGCUUGAUUUGUUUGAUAGUAUCGACAUCGCCAGCAGCGAAUCCUUAGAAGUUUAAAUGAUAAAUUAUGAUUACGAGUUAGUACCUACUUAUUUUAAUUACUCUUUAUAAAUAAAUUCUAACACGUUUAAAAAAUUCUAUGCAAUUCCAACAAGAGUGAUGUGCCAAAAAUUUCACUAUGUCCUGCAUAACUAAAACUUUAUAGGGAUACUGUAUGACAACCUAAACACUGACAUACAUAUACCAAAUACCAUGCUCCGAAUCCCGGAUCUAUCGGUUUUGCACCUAAGCAUGUGUCCUUAACGUACGUACGUGCGUACUUAUUAAUGUCGUAGCAGGUAUUCUACUUGCUGUAGCGGCUGAUCCAUUCGAACUACGACAGCCCGAAUGAAGAAUUUGAAAAAAAUUAAUCCGAAUUAAGGUGACAAAAUAAGAUGACCAACUCAAUCGGUACAAGUAUGUGGUCCAGAGUAUUUAGACUUCGAGGAACAGUAAUUUUACACAUAUGGUGGCAAGUGACCCUUGUUGUUCUUUUCACAACAGGCAUUAUAUUCAUUCAUCUCAAUAAAUUCCCCAUUCAUUUUCCAAUGCCAAUCUUAAUCGAUAUUAUGGGAGUUGUUACAGGUCUUUUACUGGCAUUUCGGACGCAAACUUCAUAUGAAAGAUACUCUCAAGGUAGUGAGCUCUGGUGCCAAAUGACAAUCUACAGUCGCAACUUGACACGUUUAAUCUGGACUGGCGUCACCCCCCACGACUCUCAAAACAUUGUAGAAAAGAAGAGUGCAAUAAAUCUAGUCCUGGCUUUUGCAGUGGCUACAAAGCAUUACUUGAGAGAGGAAUAUGGCUACAAAUACGCAGAUCUAAGCAAUCUCUUGUCUCAUAUUACAACAACCCAUGCUACUCCAAGAAAUGUGUCUAUUUCUCAUAAAGAGACAUUUGACGACGUUAUUACCACUCAAAGAGACGUCAACUGCACAAACAUACCUUUGGAGAUUUCCUACUACAUUGCCAGCUACAUCAAGUAUUGCCAGAAUCAGCCAUGGGACCAGCCGAAAUGCGAUGCCAUUGUCAUCACAGCCAUGCACAAAUAUCUCUCUCAACUUGUUGGGUGCCUAACGACGUUUGAAAAAAUCAGAAAAACGCCGAUUCCUAUUGCAUAUUCUGUCCAUCUCACUCACAUCACUUGGAUCUACACAUUGGCAAUACCGAUCCAAAUUGUGUCCAGAUUUGAGUGGAAUACGCUGCCUAUUGUUGCUCUGGCUGGAUUUGCGUUGCUGGGAAUUUUAGAGAUUGGUCAAGAAAUUGAAAAUCCGUUCAGCUAUGCGGCGAAUGACUUGCCACUGGACCAAUUUUGCGAAGACAUCCGAUUGGAGAUGGAGCAUGUCUUGAUGCAAAGUCCCGUUCAAGCCAAGGAUUGGAUUAGCUCGGACAAAAACAUGCCGUUUUACCCAAAGAGUUUCCAAACUGCCUCCGAACUGAUGAGACGCAGUCCGGAGGAGUUGGAAAAUAUUAUGAGACGACUUGAAACAGGACCACAAGCAGCAGCAGGAAGAACGGCUGUGUAGCCUAUGAAUUUAGUGCACUUGGAACAAUAUAAACUUCAGCGCUUUCAAAACACAGUAUUUAUUUAUGUAUACAAAAUGGUAAAUAUGUAUGUACAAUCAAAAAUAUAGCGUGAUAAUCUGUACAUAAAAGUUCAAAGAUAUUUAAUAAAAUGACAUUUUAUUUGUUUGCUUACGCUCCCAA